AUGCCAGAGUCACCAGAUAGUGCUGGCCUCGAACCGGCCGCCAAGAAACAGCGGCGACGACCAGUAAAUGCAUGUACAACUUGUCGAGCACGCAAGGUCAAAUGCGACGAGCGCGCGAACGGCUGUCUCAACUGCGAAAGACUACAGUUGGACUGUGUACAGAAUGGUCUGAUUGCUUCCGCAGUCAAAAGACCGGGGACUGCUGUCGAGCCCAUCAUCGGCAUCAAGCGGAAACGAACUUUCCGAUCCUGUGUUCCAUGUCGAGAGUCCAAGGUCAAAUGCUCGGGUGAAAGACCGAAAUGCAAUCGUUGCUCGCAGCGGCGGACUUCAUGCAUGUAUGAUGCCGAAACGAAUGAGCCAGCCUGGGUGCAGAGUAUUGCGGCUUCUACUGGUACACCAGAUGGUGCUAUGGCGACUACGCCUCAGGCGCCACAAACACCCCGGGAUGCCUUCACAAACAUGCCCGAUCCACAAGCUGUUCACCGCACAACUACCGCCUCGAGCUAG
This is a messenger RNA of Parastagonospora nodorum SN15, 507 nucleotides long. RefSeq lists its product as hypothetical. NCBI's taxonomy places the organism in Eukaryota, Fungi, Ascomycota, Dothideomycetes, Pleosporales, Phaeosphaeriaceae. Bases 1 to 507 code for a protein of 168 amino acids. Gene Ontology annotation, biological process: regulation of DNA-templated transcription. The record is from RefSeq and is a predicted model, not a curated record. The transcript has 4 exons. Gene Ontology annotation, molecular function: zinc ion binding; DNA-binding transcription factor activity, RNA polymerase II-specific.